Molecule: messenger RNA, 387 nt
Organism: Eimeria necatrix
Lineage: Eukaryota; Apicomplexa; Conoidasida; Eucoccidiorida; Eimeriidae
Exons: 2
Coding region: 1-387 (128 amino acids)
Molecular function (GO): ice binding
Source: RefSeq, a predicted model, not a curated record
AUGAGGCUGGGGGUGUCGGACACUGCAGCAGCAGCAGCAGCAGCAGCAACAGCAGCAGCAGCAGAAGCAGCAGCAGCAAAAGCAGCAACGGCAGCAGCAGCAGGAGUAGCGACAGAGGCAGAAGCAGCAGCAGCAAAAGCAGCAACGGCAGCAGCAGCAGGAGUAGCGACAGAGGCAGUAGCAGCAGCAGGAGUAGCAACAGGAGCAGCAGCAGCAACAGCAGCAGGGGAAGCAGCUUCAGCGCGGGAGGCAACGGAAGCAGCAGCAGCAGCAGCAGCAGCAGCAGCAGCAGCAGCAGCAAGAGAAAAGGCAGCAGCACAAUCAGCUGCAAGAGCACGAGAAAAACAAGAGGAGAAAAAGCAGCAGCGGCAGCUGCAGCAGCAGUAA